This is a messenger RNA of Cladocopium goreaui, 318 nucleotides long. NCBI's taxonomy places the organism in Eukaryota, Dinophyceae, Suessiales, Symbiodiniaceae. The record is from the annotation of a GenBank genome assembly.
GAAUCGUCCUAAUGGCAAUGGCCUUAUUUCUGAGACUGAUGGCGGUGCAGGCGCCCUUGUUGCGGACAGGCACGAUCAGCCACAAUUUGCAGCCAUCCUUAGAUGUGUCCAACAUGAUCUCCUACCCACUCUGCGCGCUGAUUGCCAUCUUUCCGCAGGUGCUCGCGAGUUGGAACCUGGACUUUUGGUAUAUCGUCAUGCAGACCUUGUGCGUAUUUCCACUCUUCCUCACGCAGGAGGAAGAUGUCUUGAACGUAUCACUGAUCACGGCAUUUCCGCGAUUGCUCUGUGACAGCUGGGCUGAGAUAUGUGGCCUAU